UCGUACGAUAUGUCAUUCGAUGAAAAGAUUAUGAAAGGCUUCUAGAAAUUACUGUAGUUGAAGACUCGAGUGGUCCUGCAUUGUAAAAACGUGUAACUCCAGAAUUAACCAAGUACGGAAUUCUGGAAUCAAAUAUCGUUUCAUGUUCAUUCGAUGGAAAAAAUAACAUGAAAGAGUAUUAUAACGGUUUACAGGCUCACCUUAAAAAGCUAAAUGAAAAUAUGACGUAUCUAUCACGUCUUGAACCUAGUAGCUGAUUCAGCAGUAAAGUAACUAGAGACAGAAAACUUGUUUGGAUUGGUGGGAGAAUCUGCGGUUUUUCUGAGUUCAUCUUACAAGCGAAUGGCAGUAUGGUAGAAAGAAACAAAAAACAACAUACAAACUUUAUAGACUGCAAAAGUCUCUAAGGCUCUAUUUUCGAUAAUUGAUGAAAGUGUGUUGAAGAAAACUGCCAAAGAUAAAUAAUUGACGUCAGUAAACCGUAUUAAAAAAACAUGAUGGUCAGUUUGAUUGUAAAUCUAGACAUAUGGCCAGAAAUUUGGCAAAUCAAUGAUCAAAAAUUAGAAACUCAUUUAUUUCAUUCGUUUUACAUUUGGUUCUUGUUAUAACUCCUGGUUCAAAAUAUUUGCAAACUAAAACAUUGAACUACGCUGUUGCUUGGAAUUCAUUUCAAUCACUGCUCAAACUAAUUAAUGAAAAAAGAAAUGAUAAACAUUUUGAAAUUGUAUACACGAAAAUAAAAGAGUAUGCGCCAAGAGUCUGCUAUUAAUUGUAAAUCGAAAGAAUAUCGGAAGAAUCGGAAUAUUGAUAUGGAAAUAAAAUUGCAUUUCACGGAAAGAAGAAUUUCAAAGAAAAAACGGAUGUCUGGAAAAAAUCAAAAGAUGAUUCUCCUAAAAUCUCAACAAAAAUAAUUACAAGUCAGUAUUUUUCGAUGUGUUAGAACCAGCAAUGAAGAAAAUUUUUGUCCAAAUAGAGAAAUUUUAGUGGACCUGUCUUGGUUACACCCAAGAAAGUUCAAUGAAAUAAGCUUGAAGAUAUUCCAACUGUAGUCUUCUCUUGUACUUCAAACCUGCAAAGUUUGAAGACGUUGAUUAUUAACAUAAAUAAUUUGCAAUCAGUUCAAAAGUUUCAUGCAAAUCGAAAAUACUCAAGAUGAACAAAUCCCAGGCGAAAUGUUAAACAAAGCAGAAGGAAAUUUAGAUUACUGUCAAAUUGAUUCAGAACCUAAAUCAGAAGAAGCAACUUUUCGUGGUCUACGUAAUGACAGUAAAGCAAUUGUCAUGUGUUCGUCAUGCGUAUUUUCAGUUCUUUUUUAUUUCUCUGGAUCGGGCUUAUUCAUUCACUUGUAUGUAUAUUAUAAAUACGAUAUUUUGUAUACAGGUUACCUGUGAAAGAGUAUUUUUUGAGUUAAAAAUAAUCAAGAAUCGUCUUAGGUCUAGUUCAAGCCAAAACCUUAUUUCUAUCCUAGUUUUUAUGAAUAUGGAAAGAGAUUUAUUUUCUGACUUGGACAAAGAUGACAUAAUUAAUGUCAUGGGCAGGAGUUGUGAAGAACUUACCAAAGACUGAAAGGAUAGUUAGUAAAAUCAUCAAUUACUCAACUAGCACUGUGCUAAGAAUUUGUUUUGUAUUUAUAUUGUUAACAACAGUAGUCAUUUUGACCUACUUCAUAUAAUGAUUUAUUUUAUACUUUUAUUUCAUUAUUAUUUUAGGCCCUAUUUUACUUUUUAGUAUCAAUAUACCAAGUUGUUACCUUAAAGUUCAGUUUAUAAUUGUACAUUUUUUUUGUCCUGUGUUUUUCAUUUUUAUGUUCGUAGUUACGUCAUUGGUCUCUCAUUGAACUCUCAUUCUACUUCAAUUAUAACCACUUUCAAGGACUACUGAAUGCAUAAUAUUGUUCUUUCAAUUAGAGAUACAAUAAUAAAUUAAUCUAAAUUUGCUGCUGGAGGCAGAAUACUUUGAGAUUCAUUCAAACCUCAACCACCAUAAUUUAAAAUUAUUCAAGAGCACGUUUUGGCUGCCGUGAUAGGUUCUCGUUUUAUUUCCUGAAGGGGGGCCCCAAAUCAGCAUCUAGCCGAGAGCCCCAAGUGGAGCCAGACCGGGCCUGUUUGUCCCUUUUCCUAAAUCAAACUAGUAAUGAAUUGCGCAGGUGCACAUUCAGUAUCCAGUCCCGUUAGUCGUGUACGUGUUCGAGUACAUAAAGGUGCUGGUACGCUAAAUAGUUUAGUAUCAGUUUGACAGUGUUGAAAGCAGAGCAGUAAAUUUUGAAGCCGAAAAGAUGUCUUUAGACCAUCUAUAUGAAUUCAACUUCGAAAAGUUGUACAACAAUUGUACAGAAAGGAGUAUAACAUUCGAGGAGGAUUGUAGCGUAUGUUUGAGUAGAUUGACAGGAGAAUUGUACCUUACCGAUUGUGGACAUUCAUUCCACAAGGAGUGCAUCGACAUGUGGUGCUCCAAUUCCAAAUGUUGUCCCAUGUGCAGGACAAAUUUAAUUUUCGAAGAAACCUUCAGUAUCUUCGAUACUAAUUGGAAACCUGUCAAUAUCCAUCGGUUCGACAAGAUGGACAGUGAUGAAGAAGAUGAUGAGAGUGAAGAAGAUUAUGAAAGUGAAGAAGAAAAAGAAGAGAAAAAUGAAGGCCAAACCAACGAGGAGAUUUAAUGGAGGAAAUAUCAUUAGUAUUUGGUUUGUUUGGAUUCAUGCUGUAUCGCUUUAUAUAUACAUAUUUUAUUUUGAAUUAUGUUGUGUUCACAUGUCAUCUUGAUUUCUGCAAAAUUUUACAUCUCUAAUAAAUUAUAAAUUGUGUUAUAUUUAAA
Molecule: messenger RNA, 2811 nt
Organism: Harmonia axyridis
Lineage: Eukaryota; Metazoa; Arthropoda; Insecta; Coleoptera; Coccinellidae
Product: brassinosteroid-responsive RING protein 1-like
Exons: 2
Coding region: 2276-2656 (126 amino acids)
Source: RefSeq, a predicted model, not a curated record